This is a messenger RNA of Phragmites australis (common reed), 8875 nucleotides long. RefSeq lists its product as uncharacterized. NCBI's taxonomy places the organism in Eukaryota, Viridiplantae, Streptophyta, Magnoliopsida, Poales, Poaceae. Gene Ontology annotation, molecular function: helicase activity; ATP binding; protein binding. The coding region runs from base 345 to 8621 and encodes 2758 amino acids. The transcript has 14 exons. The record is from RefSeq and is a predicted model, not a curated record.
AAGUAGUACAGGGGCAGUGCCUCUUCGCCUUCUAGCCAUCAUCGUGAGUUCACUGCGCCCCCUCUACCGUCCCCGUAAAAAGGCGUCUCGGAGGCCACGAACAGAGCAGAAAGAAGUCGAACCGCCUCAUUUCUUCUCCGAGAAGCGAAGUAUUUCCCCGCACUUAAACCGACCACUCACCGAAUACUGAUCACCACUUCUUGCUUUUCCCACUGAGCAGCGGCCACUUCGCCUUGCUUCGAAGCGGCCCCCUUCCCUUCCCUUCCCUUCCCUGCAACUGUGGCUUGCUCCUCCGCGCGCAAGCGGCUUAAGCGAGCGAGCGAGACGAGGACCGCGACCGCGACAUGGCGGAGAGGGAUUUGGGCGACAUCGUGCUCUCAUGGUCGGUGCCGGAGAUCAUGGACGACGACCUCUACAAGGGGCAGGUCGAGAAAGUUCCGUUCAGUUUUUUGUCACUUGACCACUACCUCAGAUCAUAUGUUGCACCUCUGAUUGAAGAAACAAGGUCGGACCUAUGCUCAUGCCUAGAUCUCAUCUCAGAAGCACCCUCAUCCAAAAUACUUUCGAUGGAGGCAGCAGAAAAAUCAAAACAGUAUUUUAUGGACGUGGACUUUUGGGAUAAUGGUGCUGGUUUUUCUACUGAGACUUACACUGCUAGGAACGGUGAUAUCUUUAUUUUGUCUAGCAUGGAACCCAAAGCUGCAGAGGACUUUAAGCGCUCCGAUGUGACAUAUUGCUUGUCUAUGGUUACUGAGGUUUCUAUGGAUGGUGAAUACCAGAAGGGCUUCAGAGUGAAAGCUGCAAAGGAUAUUGGUUUAGAAGGAAACUUAAAUAAACUCAGACAUGCAAUAUUUCUUACUAAUAUAAUGACAAACAUACGGAUAUGGAAAGCACUUCGCUUCGACACCAGCAUGAAUAACAAUUUUGCAGUAAUAAAGUCACUAUUAGCCCCCAGAAAUAUGGGUGAUGAUGUUUGUGAUAUCUGUGCUAAACAAGACAAGGACUGUUUAGCUGCUUUUGCAGAGCAAUUACUGUCUGUUAAUCUUAAUGGAUCACAACUGGACGUCAUUGAAUCUAUCAUCUCAGCUGUGCGAUGUAGGCAUUUGAACCUCGCGAAACUUAUAUGGGGCCCACCAGGUACUGGAAAGACCAAGACCGUUAGUGCUUUACUGUGGGUUUUGACCUGUUUGAAAUGCAGAACUCUUACAUGUGCUCCCACAAAUGUGGCUGUUGUUGGAGUUUGCACUCGAUUCCUUCAAAUUUUUAAGGAUUUCAACAAGCACAUUGACAAAAAUGGUCUACCUCUUUCUCUUGGAGAUGUGCUGUUACUAGGGAACAAGUGUAGGAUGGGCAUCACUGAGGAGCUUCAGGAAGUUUUCUUGGACUAUCGUUCGGAUGAACUUGUUGAGUGUUUUUCAUCCUUGUCCGGAUGGAGGUACAGAAUUGUUUCAAUGAUAUCCUUUUUCGAGGACUGUGGUUCUCGAUAUGAUAUGCUUCUUGAGGAUGAUGGAAGCAGUGGUGAUGUAUGCUUUCUGGAGUUCCUAAAGAGGGAGUUUGAUGUGGCAGCAACAGCCGUAAAGAAAUGCAUAAUAACUUUGUGGUCUCACCUUCCUCGAAAGUGCUUCUCGCGUGAUAAUGUCAGCAAUAUAUCUACGCUUUUAGGUUUUCUGGAAAAAAUUCGUGCUCUUCUAUGUGAUCAAGGUUUAACUGAUGAGGAUGUGAAAAGGGGCUUUGGUUUUCUGUCUGUUGAGAACUCUGUUUAUGUGAAUCCUACAUCUUUCAUUGAGAAGGAACUGGAUGGAGCAAGGUCCACAUGCCUUAGAUUGCUCAAAGAACUUCUGAAUUCACUAAAUUUACCCUCUGGAGUAGGCAGAGAUUGGAUUCAAAACUACUGCAUGCGUAAUGCAACACUUAUUUUCUGUACUGCCUCUAGCUCCUAUCGGUUGCAUAACGUGGAGAUUGCACCACUUGAUGUGUUAAUUGUUGACGAGGCUGCGCAAGCGAAGGAAUGUGAAUUGUUGAUCCCUCUACGUCUGCGUUGGUUGAAACAUGUUGUUCUGGUGGGGGAUGACUGCCAGCUGAGACCUAUGGUUAAAAGCCAAGUGUGCAAGGAAGCUGGAUUUGGAAUCAGUCUUUUUGAGAGAUUGGUUAUACUGGAUUUUGAAAAGCAUUUGCUGAAUAUACAGUAUCGCAUGGCCCCUUGUAUCAGCUUAUAUCCAAAUGCUCAUUUUUAUGAGAGGAAGAUUUUAGAUGGUCCAAACGUCUUGUCCUCUUGCUAUAACAAAGAUUACACAAACCUCCCUUUUGGUAGCUACACUUUUAUAAACAUCACUGAUGGAAGGGAAGAAAAGGAGGGCGCUGGAAACAGUUGGCGAAACCUGGUUGAAGUUGCUGUUGUAGUGCACUUGAUCAAAAUCAUCUAUAAAUCUUGGAAAAGAACGGGCCAAGGGCUCAGCAUUGGUGUAGUUUCUCCAUAUAGUUCUCAAGUUGAGGCAAUCAAAGGCAGACUUGGCAAAAAGUAUGAUACAUGUGAUGGCUUUCAGAUCAGGGUCAAGUCCGUUGAUGGUUUCCAAGGAGAAGAAGAUGACAUUAUCAUACUAUCAACAGUUAGGUCCAAUGGGAGGGGUGAUGUUGGAUUUCUUGCUGAUAACCAAAGAACAAAUGUUGCUCUUACUAGAGCAAGGCAUUGUCUUUGGAUUCUUGGGAAUGCUAAUACAUUGAACAAAAGUGGGACAGUUUGGACAGACCUUGUUGCUGAUGCUCAGAGACGUAAAUGUGUUUUCAAUGCCACUAAUGACACAGCCAUGUGUAAGUUGAUUUUGCAUGUAAAGCAUGAACUUGAUGAACUUGAUGAUCUGCUUUAUGCUGACUCAGCAGUUUUCAGCAAUACUAGAUGGAAGGUCAUUCUUAGUGACAACUUUAGAAAGUCUUUCACGAAACUAAAAUCUCCGCAGCUAAGGAGGGAGGUACUCCAAAAGCUUGUCAAUCUUGGUGGUGGUUGGCGGACAACUAUAAAGAACUCUGAUGCAACUGAUGCUUUCCAGCUUGCAAAAGUAUACAGGAUCAGGGGCCUUUAUCUUAUUUGGAGUACUGAUUUGGAGAAAAAUAAAAGUUAUUUCCAGAUAAUAAGAAUUUGGGACCUCUUGUCACACCAACAUGUUGCAAGAACUGUUCAACGUCUUGAAAAUCUUUUUUCCAUGUACACAGAUGAUUACCUUGAUCACUGCAGAAGAGUGCAGACAGAGGGGAAACUGGAAGUUCCUGUCGUUUGGGAUGAUGAGCAAAAUAUUAUUCGGUAUAAGAAGGAUACAAGAGUUGAUGAUCAGGGAGAUCAUGAUCAUGUGGACACAUCAUGUGCUCUGGAGAAUACAAAAGUUAAUGAUAGCUUCUUGCUGAUGAAAUUUUACUCUUUAUCAUCUGGUGUGGCAAAACAUUUGCUGACAGCUACUGAUGGUACUGAAAUUGAUAUUCCCUUUGAACUGACCGAUGAAGAGGAGGCGAUAAUUCGAUUCCCACUCACUAGUUUUAUACUUGGGAGGUCAGGCACUGGGAAAACCACUGUAUUGACAAUGAAACUGAUUCAAAUAGAGCAACUGUCCUUGAUUGCAUCCCAAGGGAUUGAUUUGGGCGAAGUUAAUUUAUCUGGGGCUGAUAACAAAAAUGUUAUGCCGAUGGAGGACACAAGCAAACCAGAAAGUUUCGUAAAACAAGUCUUUAUCACCGUAAGCCCAAAACUUUGUUCAGCAAUAAAGAAUCAGAUUCGCAGACUUAAAAGAUUUGGCUCCGGUGAUGUCUCUGAUCAGCCUAACAUUCUUCAUAUGCAUGAUAUCAUUGAUCUGGAAGAGUUUACAGAUAUACCUGAUAAUUUUAGUGAUCUACCAGGGGAGCACUAUCCUCUAACUAUAACGUACCGCAAAUUCUUGAUGAUGCUUGAUGGAACAUUCCGGAGUUCAUUUUUUGAUAUGUUUCAUGGUGAAUUUAAGUCUACCAUUGAAAGAGGGCAUUCCAAAUCUCGUGCGUUGCAAGCUUUUAUUGAAUUGAAGGAAGUUACCUUUGAGAAGUUUGCUGCUUCCUAUUGGCCUCAUUUCAAUGAUGGACUGACGAAGAGACUUGAUGCAUCAACUGUCUUCACUGAAAUAAUUUCUCACAUAAAGGGUGGAUACCAAGCAAACAGGCCCUCCAGUGGCAAACUUGAAAGGCUGGAUUAUGUGAUGCUCUCUGAUAAAAGAUUUUCAUCACUGAACAGUGAGUUGAGAGAAAGGAUUUAUGAUAUUUUUCUUGAUUACGAGAGUAUGAAGUGCACAGCAGGAGAAUUCGAUUUGUCAGAUUUUGUCAACAGUCUUCACAGCAGUCUGGUUUCCGAGGGUUACAAUGGCGAUUUGGUGGAUUUUAUUUACAUAGAUGAGGUGCAGGAUCUUACCAUGACACAAAUAGCACUUCUUAAGUAUGUCUGCAGGAACUUCAAAGAAGGCUUUGUUUUUGCUGGUGACACGGCACAAACUAUAGCAAGGGGUAUCGAUUUCAGGUUUGAAGAUAUUCGCUCACUGUUUUAUACCUCAUUCCUCUCAGAAAUCGAAGGAUGCAACCAAGGGACUAAACAUGGAAAACAAGUUCAUCUCACCGAUAUGUUCCAACUCACUCAAAAUUUUCGCACACAUUGUGGCAUCCUUCGCAUGGCUCAGAGUAUAAUGAGCCUCUUGUACUACUUUUUCCCAUCGUGUGUUGACAAGCUUAAUCCAGAGACUGGGCUUGUAUACGGAGAAGCUCCUGUGCUGCUUGAGUCUGUGAACGACGAGAAUGCAAUAUUGACUAUUUUUGGAGAAAGCAAAAGUAAACAUGGUAACCAGCUUGGGUUUGGUGCUGAGCAAGUCAUAUUGGUUCGUGAUGAUGCCACAAGGAAACAAAUUGUGGAGCUUGUUGAUAAGCAAGCUCUUGUCUUGACUAUUGUUGAAUGUAAGGGCCUCGAGUUCCAGGACGUGCUGCUGUACAACUUUUUCAGUUCAUCACCAUUAAGGAACAAAUGGAGAGUUGUGUAUGAAUACAUGAAAAACAAAGAUGUUAUAGCAUUAUCCGAAGAAAUCUCUCAUCCAGAUUUCGACAGAAACAAGCAUUAUCUUCUCUGCUCAGAACUGAAGCAGCUCUAUGUUGCAAUCACACGUACUAGGCAACGGCUCUGGAUAUGUGAGAAUGCAGAUGAAUACUGUCAACCGAUGUUUGACUACUGGAAGAAGUUGUGCAUUGUGGAGGUUAGAUUACUUGAUUCUUCACUCAUUCAAGCAAUGCAGUCAGGGAGCAGUGCCGAUGAUUGGAGGCUACGGGGUAUCAAGUUAUUCAAUGAGGGGCAAUUUGAGAUGGCUACAAUGUGCUUUGAAAAAGCCGGUGAUGCAUAUAGAGAGAAGUGGGCAAGAGCUGCUGGACUUCUCGCAACUGCUGACCGUGUCAUCUCCACAAAUUUGGAGAUGGGCCAAGCUUCCUUGCGAAAAGCGUCAGAGAUUUUCGAAUCUAUUGACAUGCAUGAAAAAGCUGCCGCUUGCUACAUCAAAUUAGGUGACUACAAGAGAGCAGGAAUGGUCUAUAUGGAAAAGUGUGGUACUUCAAGGCUUGAGGAUGCUGGGGACUGUUUUGCUAACACUCAUUGCUGGUCUCAGGCAGCUGAAGUGUACUUCAAAGCAAAAUGUUAUACAAAGUGUUUAUCCAGCUGCUCAGAAGGAAAACUUUUGAGUCUGGGUUUGGAGUUCCUGCGACAGUUGGAAAAGGAAAAUUUAUGUGAGAACUUCAACUCCUCAGAGGUUGCUGCAGUUAAAAAGACAUAUCUAGAAAACUGUGCUUUGCAUUAUUUUAAACAUGGAGACAUAAAGCACAUGAUGCCAUUUGUUAAGGCUUUCAACUCUAUGGAUCAUGUGCGUGCAUUCUUAAAUUCUAGGAAUCUUGUGGAUGAACUGUUGAGUAUAGAGAUGGAGAUGGGUAAUUUCCUGGAAGCUGCAGUUAUAGCAAAGCAUAAAGGAGAUGUCUUAUUAGAGGUAAACAUGCUCGAGAAGGCAGAGUUGUUUGAGAAUGCCACACAGCUCCUCCUCCUUCACGUCACUGCGAGCUCCUUUUGGGCUUCACAUAGUAGAGGAUGGCCUCCAAAAAGUUUUACAGAAAAGGAACAAUUGCUUGCAAAAGCGAAAGAGAUGGCAAAGCAAGUAUCUGAGUGCUUUGCUUGCUUGGAAGCAGAUGCUUUAUCAGAUACACAUAAAUCUCUUGCCAGAUUAACCUACAACUUGCUUGAGGGUAGAAAAUGUGGAAAGUUGUUUAUCGAAUUUAUUUCUGCUCGUUCGAUUAUUGAUGUUCAUCUUCAGUUUCAAAACUCUGGAUAUAAUUUUGAAUUAGAGCCAGUAUCUGAAGAUGAAAGUUAUUAUCACAAUAUGCUGGCCUGUAAUCUGGUAUCACCUGAAACUCUAGCGUGUGUUUGGGCCCACUGGAGGUCAAUUGUAGUUAAAGUGCUAAUGCACCUUCAUCAUUCUGAGUAUCCAAAAUCAAAUGAUUCUGCAUCUAUGUGUGAGGAUCUUUGUGCUAAGUACUUUGGUUUGAGAAAAGAUGGUGACAGUCGAUAUGUGGUGCUUAAUAUGGACUCAAGUUGGCUUUCUAACAUGGGAAGAAGUUUUUUGCAGCAAGAUGGCAGCAGAUUUUGGCUGGAUGCCCUCCAGUUCCAGUCAUGUGCUCAUGAUUUCUUGAUAAAUGAACUGUCUUAUGUUGGUUUCAGUUUACUCGAGAAAUUGGAGUCUUUAGUUAAAACUUCUCCAAAGAAGGCAUCAUCUCCAUAUGACCAGUGGAGAAUUAUCACUGUUAUAUAUGAAAUUGCAAAAUUUCUGAAAGAAUCAGAGUUUGCACAUCCAAAAUAUUCUAAAAAGUUAAGAAAUUUCUUCAUUCUCUACGAACGUCACUUCUUUGAAUUGCUUUGCUUGGCCUGGAGGGAUGAAACAACAAAGAGCUUUUUGCAUAUAAUUGAUACACCGGCUGCAUUUGGUUUGAUUGCGGAUUCACUUGGUUCAUAUCUUGGGCCAGCGAAUAAGUUGACUUAUGGGCAUCUCGGAAGAAUUACCAUGCUUCUACUCUUCACAGCACGAUUGGAUGAAAUGCUGCUUUCAAGACUUAUGCAAUACCUGGACAGAGAUUCAGAGUGGGCAAUUUUUUUUCAAUCUUUGAAGAGAUUUCUUGACAGUGGUGUUGGCAGAGCCCCCUUGAUCUUGAACUUUAAGCUGGCUCUUGAAUUUACUUUCAAUAUAAAUUGGAGGGCUGAACCAGACUACAUAUCUCCGUUAUGUUAUGUGGAUCUCAUGGAGUCCCUUGCUUUUUUAGCUUCGUCACAUCUUGUAUUGAAUGGUUGUAUGUUCUGCACGAAAUCUCUGUUGAUUAAGAUGUUGAAGAGUUGUGCUUGCAAGGAUUACCUCAGUACCUGCCUGGUUUCUAGCGCAGAUAGCCAAGAUUUGGAUUUGGACGAUACAGCAUUCUUAUCAGGACGUUUCAUAUACAAGUCCAUCAUUGAUCUCUUGAAAGACAAGCGUAUGAUUCAAGAGUGGUUUCGGAAGACUUCAACUCCAACUAGCUCAUACAUUCCAGUCCUGUUGAGACUAGUAGUCACGCUUUAUCUGGUGGCGACAACUCUUUCUUCGGGGGAUUGCUACGAGGUCAGUAAUUUCCUCAUGAGGUUCAGAGUUUUCGAGGACUUACCUUUGGAAUUCUCUGAAAAGAUUGUACAUUUCCUGAAAAUGGGGCCUCGCAAACAGAACAACUUCACAAGAAUAUUUGCUGAUGCACUCGCAGCAAUCGGAAAUCGCAUGGUAGUUCUUAGGUCACCAAAAGGCCGGCCAAUCAGUCGUCACUUGAAUGCUUAUAUAGUUAGCUGUGCAGAUUUGAGUGAUGUUAAUAAGGUAAUGGCGCUUCUUUGUCCAGAAGAGCCAAGUGUUGUAAAGCAGGAAUCUCUGCUGCAAAAAGAAAUCAAACUUGAUGGUAACAAAAUCUGCAAUGUUACUUUUGGAAAUCUCCCUGCCGCAAGCGCCCAAGAAAACAAGAUGGAGACUAGAUGUGAAAUGCAUUUGAUUGAUGAUAAUAUUCCCUUUUGGGAGAAAUUUGAGUUGUUUCAAGUCUUGAUGCUAGGCGGCCAGAAGGAUGCAAGGUGUAUUAUUCAAUUCCUUAGAACUGCCCUUUCUUGGCUGGAGCAAAGAGGCCCUCCAGACAAUAUCUAUGCACAACUUUUGGAAGAGAUCAAGCACAUCUGCAGUCAAUUUGAAGAACAGUAUGGGAAGAAGAGAGCUUGUCCUACUGUCGAGGACCUUUACUCAAUGUGGAAAGAUGGCGAAAACAAGCUGCAGGAGAUCAUCAGUUUUCUGCGCUUUGAAAGAGGUUCCGUAAAAGAAUCUGACAGAAGGGCUGAAUCGGCACCUCCUGCCCAAUUUCACACGGACAGAGACGACGAAUGGAGUGAAUGUUCAGAUAAUGAACCAGAGACAGGAGGAAGAAAUGCGGUGGAACCAGCCAAGGAAGAAGCAACAGCUGUCUGCUCCACUUCAAAAAAUAAAGCGCAGAAGCAGAAAAACAAGAAGAAAUCAAGAAAGUCUACGCGCAAGGGCAAGAAGUGAGCUGCUGUAGCCUAUAGCCCUGCAGCUGUAGUUUCUUUGUUAAGAAGCCUUCACCUAUCCCUUCUCUGUAAAACCAGCAGCAAGGCUUGGCUUGCUUGGAUGUACUGAAGAAUUAUGUCGUUGCCUUAAAUCUGCUAAUAGCUUACGGUUUAUUUUAGUUCUGUAAAGUGUAUUGUUUCCUCUUCUGUUUACUGUGCUGAAAUGCUGAUGGUUAUGCAUUUUGCUUCUAGAUCAUGGAUUGGUUCCAACUAUAA